Messenger RNA from Folsomia candida, 10753 nucleotides. Its product is annotated as dynein beta chain, ciliary. Gene Ontology annotation, cellular component: dynein complex. Gene Ontology annotation, molecular function: minus-end-directed microtubule motor activity; dynein intermediate chain binding; ATP binding. The record is from RefSeq and is a predicted model, not a curated record. Gene Ontology annotation, biological process: microtubule-based movement. Bases 35 to 10753 code for a protein of 3572 amino acids. The transcript is spliced from 48 exons. NCBI's taxonomy places the organism in Eukaryota, Metazoa, Arthropoda, Collembola, Entomobryomorpha, Isotomidae.
AAACUUGACUCCUUCCCCACUUUUCGAAGUAACGAUGGAGUUGAACGAGAACAAAGUCAUCUUCACCCCUGCUCUCGACUUUUCCGAUCCGAGCAGCUUUCUCAACUUGGUGGAAGACAUCCUAGCAGACAUCAGCCAUCAGGGAACACUCGUGAAAAGAAUACGUCCUGGUGAGGACGCCGAUUACUUUACUGACGUUGAAAAAUGUCCAGAAAUAUCCGACAUGCGAUCAGACAUUGAGCAACGAGUUCAAACCGUGAUGAAUCAAGCGUUUGAAUACACCUUGAAGUUUGAGCCGUACACUUAUCUCUGGGAAGACGAUAGACUCGAGUAUCUCAACCAGUUUCUCAAAUAUGGUCACCAACUCACACCAGAGGAACUGGAAGCCAAAAACUCUGGCGAGGAAGAAUUGCAAGAAUUAGUCGCCCCUACUCUGGAACAAUUCAAACAAGUUAUUGACAAGUUUGAAAACUUGUACAUUGAAGUUGACAAUCUCCCAAAGGAGCAUAUCUUUGAUAAGUGGUUCCGACUGGAUAUGCGCCCAUUCAGGCAAUCACUCCUUAACAAGUGCAAAAUAUGGAGCUUAAUGUUCAAGCAGCACAUGAUUGACAGUGUUAUCGGAGGAUUAUCCGGUCUCGAGCAGUUUAUCACCGAGGCGGAAAGCGGUCUCACUCAACCCCUGCGUGAAGGCGACCUCAGAAAACUAAUUUCUGUGAUGACCUGGCUCCAACAGGUUAAGGACCGACAAGCCACGACAGACACGAUGUUUGAACCCAUCAAAAAGUACAUCGAACUCCUCAAAAUGUACGAUUACGAUCUACCGGAAGCAGUCUUCGUCCAAUUGGAAGAAUUACCUCAAAAGUGGAUGAACUUGAAAAAGUUGGCUAUUAAAAUCAAACACCAAGUCGCACCCCUCCAAGCACAAGAAGUUUCUUCAAUCCGGAAACGAAUUACCGACUUUGAUGUAAAACAACACGCGUAUCGAGAUGUCUUCAAGGCUCUGGCGUUCUUUGACAAAAUGUCUCAGUUUCCAUACAAAGAACUUGACGACUCUCACACUGACAUUGCUGCCCUCAAUACCGAGUAUGCAGAUAUUUGCUCGGCUGCAGAAUUGUUUGAGGUGCACGUCCCAGAACCAAAAUCUUUGAGACAAUGCGAAAAGGAAGUGAUUCUUACCAAGAACAUUUGGGACUACACCUACAUUGUCGCCUCAUUGAUCGAGGAAUGGAAAACCACAAAAUGGCUCAACAUUAACGUGGAGAACAUGGACUUGGAGUGUAAGCGAAUGGCAAAGGAAGUGAAAGCCAUGGACAAGGACGCGAAAGCUUGGGAGAUAUUUUCUCUGCUCGAGGGCGUAAUCAGAAACAUGAUCUCCUCUCUCAAAUCUGUGGCAGAGUUGCAAAACCAAGCCAUUCGAGAACGCCAUUGGGAAGAACUUAUGCAGGCGACCAAGGUCAAAUUUUCUAUGGACGAAUCUACAACGCUGGCCGAUCUCCUGGUCCUCAAUCUCCACAACUUUGAAGAAGAAGUCAAAAAUAUUGUCGAUAAAGCUGUGAAGGAAAAUUCAAUGGAGAAAACACUCAAAGACUUUGACGGAACUUGGUCGGCUCAAGAGUACGAGUUUGAACUUCAUUCUCGAACGGGAACUCAGCUUAUCAAAGCGUCCGAAGAACUCAUUGAAAUUCUUGAAGACAACCAGGUCCAACUCCAGAAUAUUGCAAUGUCAAAAUAUAUCGCAUUUUUCCACGAAGAAGUAGAAUUUUGGCAGAAUCGUCUCUUCAUGGCAGAUCAGGUUCUUGCUGUGCUGGGAGAAGUUCAGCGUACCUGGUCACAUUUGGAAUCUAUUUUUAUUGUGUCUGAGGAUAUUCGUAAAAAUCUUCCCGAGGAUGCAGCACGAUUUGAUAAAAUCGACAGAGAUUUCAAGAAUACUCUUAAGAAACUUUACAAGACGAAAAACGUUGUGGAAGCCACAAAUCAACCUGGAGUGCUUCCAGAUUUAGAAGUUUUGCAGAAAGGCCUUGCCAUUUGCGAGAAAGCACUCGCAGACUAUUUGGAAACCAAGAGAUUGGUGUUUCCUCGAUUCUACUUUGUCUCAUCGGUCGAUCUUUUGGACAUUUUGUCAAACGGGAACGAACCCGAGCAAGUUGCGCGACAUCUUGCCAAACUAUUUGACGCGAUGGCGAAAUUAGAUUUCAAAAAAUUGGAGGAGAAGAAGGACGAUGAAGAAAAGUCGACGACUGCAACCGGCAUGCGAGCCAAGGACGGAGAAGCCGUCCCCUUUAACGCUGUGUGCGAGUGCACGGGCGCUGUGGAAACGUGGCUCUGUCGUUUGGAAGAGGCGAUGAGAGCCACCGUUCGAAACUGUUUCUCUGAAGCUGUGACCACCUAUGAAGAGAAACCUCGAGACUCUUGGAUUCAGGACUUUCCUGCUCAAACUGCACUUUGUGGAACUCAAAUUUGGUGGACGACGGAGGUCAACAGUGCUCUUGGCAAACUUGAAGAAGGCUACGAGAACGCGCUGAAAGACUACCACAGAAAACAAGUCAACCAACUAAACACCUUAAUCGGGCUUUUGAUCGGCCAACUGACAUCUCAAGAACGUCAAAAGAUUAUGACCAUCUGCACAAUUGAUGUCCAUUCACGAGACGUUGUACUCAAAUUAAUCGCUCAGAAAAUUGAAACAGCUCAAGCAUUUCCUUGGCAGAGUCAAUUGAGACAUCGUUGGGAUAAUUUGGAGGGUGACUGCUUUGCAAAUAUUUGCGACGCCCAGUUCAAAUAUUGGUACGAAUAUCUUGGAAAUACACCGCGUCUCGUCAUCACCCCCUUGACGGAUAGAUGUUACAUCACAUUGACGCAAUCUCUCCAUUUAAUUAUGGGAGGAGCACCUGCAGGUCCUGCUGGAACUGGGAAAACUGAGACGACAAAAGAUCUCGGGCGAGCAUUGGGGAUGAUGGUGUACGUCUUCAAUUGUUCCGAGCAGAUGGAUUACCGGUCAAUUGGAAAUAUUUACAAGGGAUUGGCACAAACUGGGGCAUGGGGUUGUUUUGACGAGUUUAAUCGAAUCAGUGUUGAAGUGUUAUCUGUGGUUGCGGUCCAAGUCAAGUCUAUUCAGGACGGCAUUCGAGACAAAAAGACACGAUUCAAUUUUAUGGGUGAAGAAAUUCGCCUGAUUCCUACUGUGGGAAUUUUCAUUACCAUGAAUCCGGGUUAUGCAGGACGCACAGAACUUCCCGAGAAUUUGAAAGCUUUGUUCAGACCUUGCGCCAUGGUCGUUCCAGACUUUGAACUCAUUUCUGAAAUCAUGUUGGUGGCUGAAGGUUUCCAAAGUGCUCGGCUGCUCGCUCGAAAGUUUAUUACGUUGUACACUUUGUGCAAAGAGUUGCUAUCCAAACAAGAUCACUACGAUUGGGGGCUUCGUGCCAUCAAAUCUGUGCUGGUCGUUGCUGGAUCGCUGAAGAGAAGUGACCCUGACCGUCCAGAGGAUCAAGUGUUGAUGAGAGCACUUCGAGAUUUCAAUGUUCCGAAAAUUGUGACGGACGACGUUCCAGUUUUCAUGGGUCUCAUUGGGGAUUUGUUUCCUGCUUUGGACAUUCCUCGCAAGAGAGAUCUUGACUUUGAGAAGAAUAUUCGAGUGGCCACGCUCCAACUUAAACUGCAACCGGAAGAUAACUACAUUUUGAAAGUGGUACAGCUCCAAGAGUUGAUUGAUGUGCGGCAUUCAGUGUUUAUCAUUGGAAAUGCAGGAACAGGGAAAAGUCAAGUGUGGAAAACACUUUAUCGUGCACAUCAAAUCAUGAAGCAUCGUCCCAUGUACUCCGACCUGAAUCCAAAAGCUGUAACGAAUGACGAGCUGUUUGGCAUCAUUAACCCCGCAACGAGAGAAUGGAAGGAUGGCAUCUUUUCCGUGAUUAUGCGAGAUCAAGCCAACCUUACAGGUGAUGGACCCAAAUGGAUCAUCUUAGAUGGUGAUAUUGACCCCAUGUGGAUUGAGAGUUUGAACACUGUAAUGGAUGACAAUAAAGUGCUCACACUGGCCAGUAAUGAACGAAUUGCAAUGACAAAAAUGAUGCGACUUGUGUUCGAAAUUUGGACUUUGAGAGUCGCAACCCCUGCGACCGUAUCAAGAGCUGGAAUUUUGUAUCUCAACCCUCAGGAUUUAGGCUGGCAACCAUAUGUCGCUAGUUGGAUUGAGAAACGUGACAGCUCCGCAGAAAAGGCCAACUUGACGAUUUUGUUUGAUAAGUAUGUUCCCACGGUUAUCGAAAUGAACAAAAACAGAUUCAAGAAAAUUACACCAAUCUCUGAAAUCACGCAUAUUGAACUGCUCUGCAAUCUGUUGGACUGCACCAUCACGGGAGACACGUGCCCCACCGAUUGUCCUAAAGAGUGGUACGAAGUUUACUUUGUCUUCUGUACAAUCUGGGCGUUCGGAUCUGCAACUUAUCAAGACCAAUUGUUGGACCAUCGUGUCGACUUUUCCAAGUGGUUCCAAAAUGAGUUUAAAUUCGUCAAAUUUCCAGCUGGUGGAACUGUGUUUGACUUUUACAUUGAUAUGGAAACAAAAAAGUUUUUGCCUUGGACCGAUCUUGUCCCAAGGUUUGAGUUGGAUCCUGAACUACCCCUGCAGGCGGCUUUGGUGCAUACCGCUGAAACUACUCGUGUCAAAUAUUUCCUUGACAUGUUGAUGGCUCGUGGUCACCCGGUGAUGCUCGUGGGUGGGGCUGGCACUGGAAAAACUGUCAUCAUUAACGACAAACUUGCCGCUCUGUCAGAUUCCUAUGCAAUUCAAAAUGUUCCCUUCAAUUUCUACACCACAUCCGAAAUGCUUCAACGCGUCAUGGAGAAACCUUUGGAAAAGAAAGCGGGCAGAAAUUAUGGUCCACCGGGAAAUAAAAAACUUAUAUAUUUCAUUGACGACAUGAAUAUGCCCAUGGUUGAUGCAUAUGGAACGGUACAACCCCACACGCUCAUUCGGCAACAUCUGGACUACGGCCAUUGGUACGAUCGGAUCAAACUUUCCCUCAAGGAUAUUCACAAUGUGGGAUACGUCAGUUGCAUGAAUCCCACUGCGGGUAGUUUCACGAUCAACCCCAGAUUGCAGAGACAUUUUGCUGUCUUCUCAUUAUCCUUCCCAGGACAGGAGGCAGUACAUUUCAUCUACAAAACCAUUCUGCAACAGCACCUGGCCUCUCAAAAUCAUAAAUUUCCACUACACGUCAUCAGAACUUGUGGAAGUGUGGUGAAUGCAGCGCUUGCGCUGCAUAGCAAAGUAGCGUCAACCUUUUUGCCGACGGCGAUAAAAUUCCAUUAUGUCUUCAACCUCAGAGACCUGAGCAAUAUAUUUCAAGGUGUUCUUUUCAGUACGAUCGAUUGCCUUCAGAACCCCUUGGAUUUGGUACGUCUUUGGCUGCACGAGGCGAGCCGGGUCUACGGGGACAAACUAGUUGACGACAAGGAUAUCUCCACGUUUGCUAAAAUGGUCAAUGAUAAUGUCAAAAAGUCGUUUGAGGAUCUUGAAGAAACGAGCGUUCUUGAGAAACCGUUGAUUUAUUGUCAUUUCGCGCAAGGGAUGGAAGAUCCAAAAUAUAUGCCGGUCAAGGAUUACAAUUUCCUGCAACGACUGCUUAUAGACGCGCUGAAGUCUUACAACGAGUUCAACUCCAUUAUGAACCUCGUCCUCUUUGACGAUGCGGUCAACUAUAUUUGUAAGAUCAGCAGAAUCCUUGAAUCUCCGCGAGGAAAUGCCCUGCUCGUCGGUGUUGGGGGGAGCGGAAAACAAAGUCUGAGUCGACUUGCAGCCUUCCUGUCAGGGUUGGACGUGUUUCAGGUUGCUCUACGAAAAGGAUAUGGCGUCCAAGAUUUGAAAAACGACCUUGCCAUCUUAUACAUCAAAGCGGGUCAGAAAAACAUGGGAACCAUGUUUUUGAUGACGGAUGCUCAAGUUGCAGAAGAAGAAUUCCUCGUCGUCAUCAAUGACAUGUUGGCUUCCGGAGAAAUCCCUGACCUUUUGCCGGACGAUGAAGUAGAAAACGUAAUAUCCAGCAUGAGGACAGAAGUGAAAACUGUAGGACUUGAAGAUACGAGAGAAAAUUGUUGGAAAUUUUUCAUCGAACGAGUCCGCAAGGUUUUAAAGUGCGUCCUGUGUUUCUCACCGGUUGGCAGCACACUCCGAACAAGGUCACGAAAGUUCCCUGCGGUUGUGAACUGCACGUCCAUUAUUUGGUUUCAAGGUUGGCCCGAAGAAGCCUUAAUGUCCGUCUCACAAAGAUUUGUGAAAGACAUUGACGUACUUCCGCACGACCUGCACAAUCCGAUCGCUUCCUUCAUGGCGUACGUUCACUCCUCCGUCACCGAAACGUCUAAAACAUAUCUGGCGAACGAGAAACGGUACAAUUACACGACUCCGAAAUCUUUCCUCGAACAAAUCGACCUGUACGGGAAGCUCGUAACGACCAAAAAUAGGGAAGCUUUCGCCAAAGCGGAGCGCCUCGAGAGUGGGUUGACCAAGUUGGAAUCGUGCGCUCAACAGGUCGAAGGGUUGAAGAAAGUCCUCGCCGUGCAGGAAGUCGUCCUCAAAGAGAAGAAUGAGAAAGCGGAUCAUUUAAUUCAAGUCGUUGGCGCAGAAACUGCAAUGGUUUCCAGUGAGAAAGAAAAUGCGGCAAAGGAGGAGAAAAAAGUCGCUGUCACUGCAACCGAAGUCACGAAAAUUAAAGAGGUGUGCAGAAUUGAAUUGGAGAAAGCAGAACCUGCUUUGCAAGCUGCCUACGCUGCCUUGAAUACUCUGAACAAAGCCAACUUGACAGAGUUAAAGACUUUCACCGCUCCUCCUCCAGACGUUAUCAAUGUCAUAUCUGCCGUGUAUAUCUUGUGGGAAGGGACCAGGACGGGAAAAGUUCCCAAGGACAAAAGUUGGAAAGCUGCUAAACAGGGAAUGAUGGGAGACAUUGCCAAGUUUUUGGAUGGAUUGAUGAAUUUAGAAAAGGAAAAGAUAACCAUGACCAUGGUCGACGCAAUGAAACCGUACACAGAUGUGGCUGGGUUUGACCCAGAAAAUAUUAAGUCUAAAUCAUUUGCAGCCGCUGGUCUCUGUUCUUACGUUGUGAAUGUACUUCUGUUUAACGACGUGUUCCAAGAAGUAGCCCCAAAACGACGUGCUUUACAAGAAGCGACCGACAUCCUGAACAAAGCCCUCGAUCGUCUUAAGUACCUGAAGCACAGAAUCACCGAGUUAGAAGACAAACUGACCAUUCUCACCUCAGAGUACGACGUAGCCAUCGCGGCAAAACAGAAGUGCCAAACAGAAGCUGACAGAACGGCCUUAACGAUCGAUCUGGCAAACCGUCUUGUCGGUGGACUAGCUGCCGAAAAAUCGCGUUGGAUUCAAAAUGCGCAAAAUUACCGAUCAAGUACAAUCACCAUUCCCGGCGAUAUGUUACUAGUCACCGCUUUCGUAUCUUAUCUUGGCUGUUUUGCUAAGCAAUAUCGCGUCGAUUUACUCGACAACACGUGGAUUCCUUACCUACGCAAGUUAGAACCCCCCAUUCCCAUGUCUGCCUCCGUAGAUCCGCUCAACAUCCUCACCGACGACGCCGAGAUCGCACAAUGGAACAACUUUGGUCUCCCCAGCGAUCGAAUGUCGUCCGAAAAUGCGUCCAUCUUAAUGAACUCGCAGCGCUGGCCGCUCAUGAUUGAUCCUCAACUGCAAGGCAUCAAGUGGAUCAAAAGCAUGAAAGCAGGAAAUUUGAAGGUCAUCCGUCUCGGGCAAAAAGGCUACUUGGACAUAAUCGAAGACGCCAUCACCAAAGGGGUCACCAUCCUCAUAGAAAAUAUCAUGGAAAACGUGGACCCCGUUUUGGAACCACUUCUCGCCAGAAACCUUAUCAAGAAAGGCACCGCCAUCAAAAUGGGAGACAGAGAGAUCGAUUAUAAUCCUGCCUUUAGGCUCAUCCUUCAAACCAAACUGGCUAAUCCGCACUACAAACCGGAAAUGCAGGCUCAAACGACCCUAAUAAACUUUACCGUCACCCGAGACGGCUUGGAGGAUCAGCUACUUGCCGAAGUCGUCAAAGUCGAACGGCCCGAUCUCGAGGCGCAAAAGUCCGACCUGACCAAACAGCAGAACGAGUUUAAAAUUUUGCUGAAACAGUUAGAAGACGAUUUGCUGACUCGGCUCCAAUCCGCCAAGGGCAACUUUUUGGACGACACAGCACUCGUAGAAAAUUUGGAGACGACCAAGAGAACGGCGCAGGAGGUGGAAGUCAAGGCAAAAGAAGCGGUUAUCACGUCGCGUAAAAUUGACGCGGCGAGAGAACUCUACCGUCCCGCGGCGUGCAGGGCGUCGCUCCUCUACUUUAUUCUCAACGACCUCAACAAAAUCAACAAGAUUUACCAAUUUUCGCUCAAAGCAUUUUCCACAGUUUUUCAAAAUGCGAUCAAAACAGCGCCACAGGCGGGCGACGUGGCGAAGAGGAUUGAUAAUUUGAUCGACUCGAUUACAUAUUCAGUCUGGGUGUACACGGCGCGAGGUCUCUUUGAGUGUGACAAAUUGAUAUUUACGACACAAAUGGCGUUUGCCAUUCAGCUUCAGAGGGGAGCGAUUCACUCGAAAGAUUUGGAUUUUCUGCUACGCUUCCCUAUCAUGCCGAAUGUCGUUAGUCCUCUAGACUUUCUCAAUAAUACGAAUUGGGGAGCGGUUAAGAGCUUGGCGAGUUUGGAUGAGUAUAAAAACCUUGAUCGCGAUAUCGAAGGAUCUGCUAAACGUUGGAAGAAAGUUGUAGAAUCUGAAUAUUCCGAGAAAGAGAAACUCCCACAGGACUGGAAGAACAAGCAGGGCGUUCAAAGACUUUGCAUAAUGCGAGCAUUGCGACCAGAUCGAAUGACCUACGCCAUGACCGUAUUUAUCGAAGAGUCGCUUGGCCCCAAGUUUGUAAGGUCGAGACGGAUCGAUAUUGCAAAAUCGUUCGAGGAAACUUCAAACACAACGCCCGUCUUCUUUAUUCUCUCGCCCGGCGUAGAUCCUCUGAAGGACGUUGAAGCGUUAGGAAAAAAAUUGGGAUACACCAUGGACAAGGGCAACUUUCAUAACGUAUCGUUAGGCCAGGGCCAAGAAAUCGUGGCGGAAAAUGCAUUAGAAAUCGCUGGCGAAAAAGGACACUGGGUCAUUUUACAAAACAUUCACCUCGUAGCACGAUGGCUGGCAACACUUGAGAAAAAAUUGGAACAAAAUUGGGAACGUUCCCACAAAAAAUAUCGCGUUUUUCUCAGCGCAGAACCAGCAUCCUCAGCAGAAUCCCACAUUAUUCCGCAGGGAAUAUUGGAAUCAUCCAUCAAAAUCACUAACGAACCUCCGACUGGAAUGCUGGCAAAUUUGCACAAGGCGUUAGACAAUUUCACCCAAGAUCAGCUUGAGUCCUGCUCCAAGGAGUUGGAGUUCAAAGCCAUUUUAUUCAGUUUGUGCUACUUCCACGCCGUGGUCGCGGAGCGAAGAAAGUUUGGGACACAAGGUUGGAAUCGUAUCUACCCCUUUAACACGGGCGAUUUGACCAUCAGCGUUAACGUCCUGUACAACUACUUGGAGGCAAAUCAAAAAGUUCCAUGGGAAGAUUUACGCUAUCUUUUUGGCGAAAUCAUGUACGGCGGACACAUAACGGACGACUGGGACAGAAAACUUUGUCGAACCUACUUGGAAGAGUAUAUGGUCCAGGAAUUGCUUGACGGAGAAAUCAAUUACGCUCCCGGCUUCCCAGCCCCGCCCAGCACGGACUAUCAAGGCUACCACUCUUACAUGGAUGACGUACUUCCGCCUGAAUCCCCAAUUUUGUACGGACUUCAUCCCAACGCAGAGGUCGGCGUGCUCACAGCAACUUCGGAGAAAUUGUUUAAGACUAUUUUCGAGCUACAGCCCCGCGACGCGGGAGCGGCUGGGAGCCAGUCAGUCACUAAAGAGGAGAAAACGAAGCAAAUCCUGGACGACAUUCUGGACAAGUGUCCCGAUCCUUUUGUCAUGUCGGAAGUUGUCGGUCGCGCUGAAGAGAAGACACCUUAUGUUAUUGUCGCGUUGCAGGAAUGUGAGCGCAUGAAUACACUGAUCAUUGAGCUACGUCGCUCCUUGAAAGAAUUAGAUCUCGGAUUGAAGGGCGAACUGACAAUAACUUUGGACAUGGAAGAUUUAGGCAACUCGUUAUUUCUGGAUCAGGUACCAGCCUCUUGGGCAAAAAAGGCGUACCCCUCAACCUUCGGACUGGGUUCGUGGUACGCAGAUCUCAUCCUGCGGGCGCGUGAAUUGGAAACCUGGGCGAUUGAUUUUUACCUUCCCGCGGCCGUAUGGCUGGGAGGAUUUUUCAAUCCGCAAUCUUUUCUCACGGCCAUUAUGCAAAGCACCGCGAGAAAACAGGAGUUGCCCUUGGAUAAAAUGUGUCUUCAGUGCGAAGUUACGAAGAAAAUCAGGGAGGAAUUCACCGCUCCUCCUCGAGAAGGUGCAAAUGUCCAUGGACUUUUUAUGGAAGGUGCUCGCUGGGAUAUCAUCACAGGGUCUGUUGCAGAGUCGAAACUUAAGGAAUUGUAUCCAUCAAUGCCCGUCGUCUACUUAAAAUCGAUAACUCAAGAUAAGGCCGACUCGAGGAAUAUGUUUGAGUGUCCCGUGUACAAGACCAGGAUGAGGGGCCCCACGUACGUCUGGACCUUUAAUCUCAGAAGUCGCGAAAAAGCGUCACGGUGGGUUCUGGGUGGCGUGGCUUUGUUGUUGCAAGUGUAA